Molecule: messenger RNA, 1624 nt
Organism: Poecilia reticulata (guppy)
Lineage: Eukaryota; Metazoa; Chordata; Actinopteri; Cyprinodontiformes; Poeciliidae
Product: nicotinamide riboside kinase 1-like
Source: RefSeq, a predicted model, not a curated record
ACGAGUGACAGAGAGGAGGGUUGUGUUUGUGUAGGUAAACAAUGCGGCUGUUUCUUGGUUAAACGUGAGUUUUUUUGUUUUUUGUUUUUGUUAUUUUCUUAUAACUAGAGACACACUUCAGUAGUUUUGCCGUGAGCUUUCGCAAAUGAAGACUAUAAUUGUUGGAGUUGGUGGGGUGACCAAUGGAGGAAAAUCUACCCUCUCCCAAUUUCUUCACCAGAAAAUACACAACAGCAGCAUCAUUGCUCAGGAUACGUAUUUUAAAGAUGACUUUGUUGUACCAUUGGACAGUAACGGCUUCAAGCAAUAUGACACGCUUGAUGCUCUUCACAUGGAGGAGAUGAUGAAGGAGGUUUACUCCUGGAGAAAAGACCCUCAUGAGUUCCUGAGGCGGCGGGGCCUGAUAGCCAAAGACUCAUCCGCCGAUGACGAACUUUACAUUCUGAUAGUGGAAGGUUUCCUCAUUUUCAACCACAGGCCUUUAAAUGAGAUGUUUGACAUGAGAUAUUUUUUGGAAAUACCUUAUGACGUCUGUAAGAAGAGACGGAGCAUGAGGGUGUAUGCGCCUCCAGACCCUCCAAACUACUUUGAUGGAUACGUGUGGCCGAUGUACCUUCAAAACCGCGAGGAGAUGGAGAGAAUCACUUCAGAAAUUGGUGCUGCAUGUUUAUCCUGUUUUUGCAGUUUUUCUGGAUGGUCUGAAGCCAAAGGACGAGGUUUUAGCUGCUGUUUAUGAAGACAUUCGUAAAGAAAUAGCCAGACUCCAGGGACAAAGCUGAUGUGAUCGACAUUUAUCUGGAUGUCUUCUAAUGGAGUGAUGUGAGACUGAAAGGACCAACCAUUUUAUUGGUGCUGUUUCAAAGACUUUUGGUUACUGUUGAUUUUGAUCUCCUUUAAAUGGGUUUGUUUCAACACUUUAUGCAGAUGCUUCAUCCCACAGACUUAAGGUUUUCCCACCUUAGAAUUUCAUUAUUGCAAAAGAAAAAGUGAUGUUCACUUAAAAUGUUACUGCUUUCAGUAAGGUGGAUUAUAAUUGCUUUAAAAAGACUCUUAAAAAGGUGCUUAUGAGAAGAAACUGAUCAAAUAUUGUCUAUUGUUCUUCUUCUGUUGCCUGAAGCUGACAUUUUUACCAUCAGUUAGUGGAUUUUACAAAAACAUUAACUUUGUUUCACACUGGAACCUUGUUUUUGUACUGACAUGAUCUCAAAAAUGUUCAACAUAUAUCAAAAAAUUGUAUUGCAGCUCUGUAAUAUCAGCUUGUAAUCCUUUUAUCUUGCUAUCAUCCGUGAGAUUGGUUUAAUGUUUGACUAUUGAAUCAAUAAAAUUCACCAGUCUUGAAUUUAUGAGCCUAUAAAGCAUUAAAGAUUCACCCAGCUUUAUUCUAAAACUGAGAUUACAUUCCCUUGGAUGUUUUUUGAAAGCAAAAUAAAAUGUAAAAAAUGCUGACCAAAUUAUAACAAUUACUCUUUUUGAUAUAAAAAGUAGCUAAUUAAAGCUUUUAAUUAUUUGGUGGUUCAUAUUUCCAGCAUGAUAUUUGUCUGAUUAUUUUAGAUCAGUUUUAAUUCAUGUUUCUGUUCCAUUGUCAAUGCUUGUUUUUGAAAAAUACAUUAAUGUCUACAGUAAA